GUUCUGGUGGAUCAAAAGCUUCUAAGCACAAUAUAAAAGCUCAAAUACAGUAUAAUCCUUUGAGGUCUCAACAAUCACCUUUUAAUCAUUAUUACAAAAGCAUUGAAAAAGGAGCAACACAUGAAGAUAGCAACAAAAGUUAUGUUGUAAAAGCCGUCACUGUACCAUCUUCUGAGUCAGAAUCUGAAGCUUCCAACUCCAAAAACAUUGUUAAUUCUGUCAAAGAUUUCAUGCUCGUUUUAUACCAAUUUAUUUACCCUUACACAGUGUAUGCUCGAACAUCAGCGGCAAUUUCUGCAUCUCUCAUUGCAGUAGAAAAACUAUCAGAUAUAUCUCCAUUGUUUUUUAUUGGUUUGUUACAGGCUGUGCUUCCUCACUUGUUCAUGGAUCUUUACGUUAAUGGAGUGAAUCAAUUGUUUGACUUUGAAAUAGAUAAGAUAAACAAACCAUAUCUUCCAUUGGCUGCUGGCAAAUUAUCCUUCAGAACAUGUGCCUUUAUUGUUGCCUCAUCUGCAAUUUUGGGUUUAGGGCUUAACUUGAUGAUAGGUUCUCCUGCAUUGAUUUGGAACUUUGUGUUGUGCUUUAUAUUAAUUACUUGCUAUUCAGUCAAUCUGCCGUUGUUACGAUGGAAGCAAUAUCCGGUGCUGGCAGCAUUAUUUACGAUUAUUAGUUGGACAUUUAUAUUUCCAAUUUCAUACUUCCAUCAUAUGCAGACGUUUGUGUUCAAGAGACCAGCUGUGUUUACAAGAUCUUUGAUUGUUUCUCUGCUGUUCUUGACUUUCUACACUACUGGUAUAGCAUUAGCCAAGGAUAUACCAGACGUAGAGGGAGAUAUAAAACAUGGCGUUGAUUCUUUCGCAGCACGUUUAGGCCAGAAAAAUGUAUUUUGGAUUUGUGUUUUCCUUCUCGAAAUGGCAUUUGGAGUUGCCUUUUUUGCUGGAGCAUCAUCUUCGUCUCCCUUUUUGAUUAAAUUUGUCACGGGUCUAGGAAAUGUUGCUCUUGGUUCGAUUCUCUGGUACCAGACAAAAUAUGUAGAUGUGACAAGUACCGCUUCCACUAAAUCCUUCUAUUCAUUUAUCUGGAAGGUAACCAUGUCUUCUGAUUUCUCCGGCAACGAGGGUAGGGGGUAUGCUGACGAUGACAACGCCAGUCCAUCUUCAUCCCUGGCUGCAUUUACCGGUCUCGGCGCUAGGGCCUCACCUUCAGGGAAUUCCUCCGAUCUCCUGGUUGACAGUGAUGCUCCUAAGGAAGUUGCCAUCCAUGUGGACUCAACCGACGCUUGGGAUGGGAAGCCCCGAGCUUGGCCACCUGUUCCCGGCUACGAUUGGGUGCCUCAUGAAGUUAGGAAAAUUCCCUCUUCUUUUUACGAUCGCCAAGCUUUCCGCAACUUAAUUAACCACAUCUGUCUGGUCAAGUCAGCUGCCGACGCCAGGCAUUUCAAACUAGCGUGUCUGUCACGGUCGGUGCAACUACCCCACUGA
This is a messenger RNA of Vigna umbellata (rice bean), 1481 nucleotides long. RefSeq names its product glycinol 4-dimethylallyltransferase-like. NCBI's taxonomy places the organism in Eukaryota, Viridiplantae, Streptophyta, Magnoliopsida, Fabales, Fabaceae. Gene Ontology annotation, cellular component: membrane. The record is from RefSeq and is a predicted model, not a curated record. Gene Ontology annotation, molecular function: transferase activity, transferring alkyl or aryl (other than methyl) groups.